Messenger RNA from Stylonychia lemnae, 2766 nucleotides. Lineage: Eukaryota; Ciliophora; Spirotrichea; Sporadotrichida; Oxytrichidae. The record is from the annotation of a GenBank genome assembly.
AUGUCUAAUAUUGCAACAAAGAAUAAUCCUUAAAGCUUUGGUGGUAGGAAGCAUUAGAUAAAUAAAAAGCAUAACUUUUUUUAAUAAUAAUAUCAAAUGGGAACUAACACGGAUUAGAAUAACAGCAUUAGCAUUCCAAUAAUAACAAAUGACAACCUUAAUUAAAUAGUAUUUAAUCAAAAGUAGCAGUAAAUGAAAUAAGUUGCUUAGAAUUUGGGUAAAAUAUAACUCAAUCAGCAUAAUAGCAGUGUUAAUUACGAAGAAAGUUACAAAAACUACUUGAAUACUCAUUAGAACCCCUAAAAUCAUGCAGUAAAAACUUACAUCACUUAGCAAAUUCAAAGAGAUUUUAGCCAAAAUUCAAGUAGGAGUAAUACCAAUAACUAGCUAUCUCCUGAUCAAAUGUAAAAUGUCUCAUAAAAUGAUGAAAGAUUUGAAAAUAGCCCCAAAGAUAAAUUGAUUAGAGUUUCAAAUUACUUCACUGAAAUGGAAAAGCAGAAACUAAUGAAAAGUGACAUAGAUUAGCAAUCCUAAUUCUACUUGAAAAAAUAAAGUAUUAACACCAAUAAGGCAGCCAUGUUCAUGUAGAACAAUGGUGGAAUGUAAAUGAUUAAGUCUGAAUUCAAAAAGACAGGUUCAGAUGACCCAUUCACUUAAGAUAUCUAUCAGUUAUAUCAAAACACACCAACUCACAAUAUUUUUCAAAAUUCAGGGUAUUCUGGUGCUUACUCUUAAAAUAAUACAAAAAAUUUAUCUUAGCUUUCAUCAGUAAAUUAGACAAUGGUCAGUUCAGCUUUAGAUGGACCACAUAACAGGAGCUUCCAUAAUGAUAGAAAGGCUAUCCUAGACUCAGAUUAGAUCAGAAAAAUUCAAAGUCAAUCAAAUAAGUCAAGUAUUACUCCAAGGAAGAUUUAGUAAAAUUUUCAAAAUUAAAAUCAAGGAAACUCUGAAUAAAAAUUAAAUUAAUAAAGUAUUCAUUAAAGUAGGAUUCAAAACAUAAUUCAUCCAAGCUAUUAAAAUGGUCUGACAGUUGCUAAUAACUAAGGUAGAUUCAGAACAACUAAAAGUGUUAAUAGAAAUGUUGAGACACCUUUGCCAUAUUCAUAGAAUUCUUCAAUAAAUAUGGAAGAUAUGAAUCAUAAUAUGACAGAAGCCUAAAAAUAAAGAGAGAAAAAUAGGAAAAGUUAGGAUUCAUAAUCAAAUAUUAGUGAGCCUCGUAGAUUUGCAAACAAAUAGUUUGAAAGUCUAGAGAGAAACAGUUAAGGCUCAGAACUUAGAAAUUAAAAUAAUGGGAACCUAAAAAUUUCAUAUGGCUAAAAUAGAUCAGUUCUUUUACCAAGAGACAAAUUGAUUUAAAAUCAAAUGCAAGAUAGUAGUUAUAGAAUAGAAAAUUUAAUCAGAGUAGAUCAAUCAGUAGAGCUUAAAUCAAAUCCUAAUCUUAGAUAGCUAAAUUAAGAUUCUAGUAAAAAGAAUUUCAAAAGUAAAAGGAGAAGUUCAAAUGAUCUCUAUGGUAAUGAGUAUGCAAAACGUAAUAUUUCUCCUAUUAUUUAAGAAUCUUAAUCCUCCAGAAAUUCUUCUCUUGAACCUACUUUUAAGAACAAUAACUUAAAUAGUAUUGUUAAUUAUAAUCUUCAAAAUCAGUCAAUAGUUAGUAGUAACGGAAGAAGAUAUUUUAAGGUUAAUCAGUGUCAAGAUAGUCCAAGUUAGGUUUAGCUGAAAUUCAACAUUAGAAAUAAAAAUUAAGAUAAAAAGAUUGACGAGUAUUCAAAUGAGUUUAUCAAUUAAAAUGAGAAAUUCAAAUCAUUCAAGCAAUCCUUAAACGAGAAGGAAGCUAUCAAUAGUGGUUAAGAAGUGUUUUAAAGACCAGCAACUAGAGCUUAAACUCAUAGAAUAGAAAACAACAAUAAAGACUUGUAAGAUCCUAAUAAUUCACAUAAUACCUCUUAAGAUCAUAGUUAAAGGCAACACUCACAAAUAAGAAUAGUAAAAAAAUAGAAUGCUGAGUAGUUUCAAAGAUAAGCAUAACUAAAGGAUGAAAAUUGGCUUAAAAAAUCAGCAGAUGUUUUAUGCUAAUAGAGACCUGUUUUAGGAAUGAAUAAAGAAUUGGAGAAAACAUAAUUCAUCAACUUUAAAGAUCUCUAAGAUGAGCUGUAGUAGAUAGAUUCAAUUAAUAACUCCCAAGAAAUAAAUUCAUUUACAGGCUUUUUUAAGACCAUUCAUAACAAUACUAAAGUAAACAAUGCAGUUCCUUAAGAAUACUCUGAUUAAAAGGAUUCACAUGCUCUGUAAUCUAAAAAUUUGACAUUUGAACUCCUGAAUGAAAUUAGUGACAAUGAUGGUAGCGCAGUUCUAAGUUUUAACAAAAAGUUUCACGGAGAUAACUAGGAAUAAGUUUAAAAUGACAUUAAUAAGGUUAGCUUCUAUAAAGAUCAUAUGCUGCAAUUUGCCUUACAAGAAUAGUAGAAAUCUUCGGUACAUUUUCAAAAUAGCUAGAAUGAAGAAUUCUCUAUACAAUACUUAGAGGAAGGAAAUUACAAAGAAAAUGAUAUCUAUAUGAACAGAAAUAAUAAUCAAAUUGGCGAUAUAAGACCCAAAACAUCUCUAUCUUCAAGAAUAGCAGAUAAUUAGAUAGCAUCUAUAAAAGGAAAUAAAAAUUAAAUUGCCUAGGAAGAUUCAGAGAAGUAAAACAAUAUUAAUCAGAAGAAAUAAAAGCUAGUAAUUAAAAAUCUUAAACUUGCUCUUAAGCUUUUAAAGAAAGAUUAGUGA